AUGCCUCCUUGGUCCCUUGAUGAGCUUGCUCGUCGAGCCGAGCUUUUUUUGCGAAGUGACGAUCCUCAUGCCUUAGAUGAAGUGAUAUCCCGUCAUUACGGCGUACUGGGACACUACACCAGAGCGUCUCAGCGAGGUGAAAUAUUGGGUAACCUAGGUGCUCUAGUGGUGACCCGCUUCAACCGACGAGGCAAUGUCGAUGACCUGGACAAGGCGGGCGCGCUUCUCAGGCAAGCCUUGACUUUAUGGUCGCCCGGUAACCCAAAGCGGUCUACCUCAUUGAAUAACCUCGCAUUCACGCUCUCCACUCGCUUCAAACACCAGGGCAGUGCCAAUGACCUAGAGGAGGCGGUCGCGUUUCAAAGGGAAGCCUUGGCUUUACUCCCAGUCAAUCAUCCUGAUCGGUCUGUCUCAUUGAAUAACCUUGCACACGUGCUAUCUACCUGCUUCAGAUACAGGGGCAAUGAUAAUGACCUGGACGAGACAAUCAUGCUUUACAGGGAAGCCUUAGCUUUACGCCCAGUUGGUCACCUGGAUCGGUCUGCCUCAUUGAAUAACCUCGCACAUAUGCUAUCCACCCGCUUCAGACACCGAGGCAAUGACAAUGACCUGGACGAAACCAUCGUACUUUACAGGGAAGCCUUGGCUUUACUCCCAGUUGGUCACUCGGAUCGAUCUGCCUCGUUGAAUAACCUCGCACACAUGCUAUCCACCUGCUUCAGAUACAGGGGCAAUGACAAUGACCUGGACGAGACAAUCGUGCUUUACAGGGCAGCCUUGGCUUUACGCCCAGUUGGUCACCUGGAUCGGUCUGCCUCAUUGAAUAACCUCGCACACAUGCUAUCCACCCUUUUCGAACACCGGGGAAAUGCCGAUGACCUGGACGAGGCUAUCCCACUUCACAGGGAAGCCUUAGCUUUACGCCCAGUCGGUCACCCAGAUCGUUCUGUGUCGUUAAAUAACCUUGCAAACAUGCUCUCCACCCGCUUUGAACACCGGGGCAAUGACGAUGACCUGGACGAGGCUGUCCCGCUUCACAGGGAAGCCUUGGCUUUAGGUCCGGUCGGUCAUUCAGGUCAGCCCCCCUCGUUGAACAACUCCUUGGACACCUUCCCCACUCAUUCCGAGGACCGAGGUAGUCUCGGAGACAUUGACGAGCAGAUCGCUAUUCACAGGGAAUCGCUAGCUUUGAGCCCAGUCAGUCACCCAGACCGGGUUGGACCAUCGAAUAACCUUGCGACUGCCCUUUCCACCCGCUUCCGUCACCUAGGCAAUAAUAAAGACCUCGACGAAGCACUCGCACUCCACAGAGAAGCCCUGGAUUUGUGCCCACCUGAUCACCCAGAUCGGUCUGGGUCAUUGAAUAGCCUUGUGACCACAAUCUCCACUCGCUUCCGUCACCGAGGCAACGAUCAAGACCUUGACGAGGCCCUCGCACUUCACAGGGAAGCGUUAGAUUUGUACCCACUAAGUCAUCCAAAUCGGUCUGCCUCGUUGAAUAAUCUCGCAAAUACUCUCUCUACUAGCUUCGAGCACCGAGGCAAUUCUGAAUACAUUGACGAGGCAGUCACAUUCGGCAGGGAAGCGUUGACUCUGUGCCCAGUGAGUCACCCAGACCGGGCCGCCUCAUUGAAUAGCCUUGCGACUGCCCUCUCCACCCGCUCUUGUCACCAAAGCAAUGACGAAGACCUAGACGAAGCGCUUACACUUCACAGGGAAGCACUGAAUUUGUGCCCAGUCGGUCACCAAGGUCGGCCCGGGUCAUUGAAUGACCUUGCGACUGCCCUCUCCACCCGCUUCCGUCACCUAGGCAAUGACCAAGAUCUCGAUGAGGCGCUCACACUUCACAGAGAGGCGCUAGCUUCGUACCCACUCGGUCACCGAGGUCGGUCCGCCUCAUUGAAUCAACUCGCAAGCACCCUCUGCACCAGCGUUAAUCACCGAGGCAAUGACCGAGACAUGGACGAGGCGGUCGCAUUCGACAGAGAAGCACUGGCGUUGCGCCCACCCGAUCACCCAGGUCGGUUAGCCUCAAUGAUUAACCUCGCAAAACUCUUUUUACCCGCUUUAACCACCGCGGUGAUGACCAAGACCUUGAAGAUGCAAUAG
Molecule: messenger RNA, 2109 nt
Organism: Suillus paluster
Lineage: Eukaryota; Fungi; Basidiomycota; Agaricomycetes; Boletales; Suillaceae
Product: TPR-like protein
Exons: 2
Coding region: 1-2109 (702 amino acids)
Molecular function (GO): protein binding
Source: RefSeq, a predicted model, not a curated record